UACAACGGAUUUUCGAUCUCCCGGGGUAACUCGUCCCCCAUGACCAAGCGACAUCGGCCCUCAUCGGUCAAUUGCCGUGCCGGGGGGCAAACCGAGUACUAUGGAAGUUACCUAGUCCAGCUCCGCGGUGCCCCGGAACACGAACUCCGCGGGGCCCGUCAUGUAGACGUGGUUGUCGCUCUCGCGCCACUCGAUCGACAGGGGCCCGCCCGGCAGCAUGACCUCGCAGGUCCGCUCGGUGCGGCCCGUCAGCACGCCGGCGACGGCGACGGCGCACGCGCCCGUGCCGCACGCCAGCGUGACGCCGCAGCCCCGCUCCCAGACGACCAUGUUGACGUGCGCGGCGUCGACGACGUCGACGAACUCGGCGUUGACCUUCUCGGGGAAGGCCGCCGUGUUCACCUCGACGGCGCGGCCCGUGACGGCCAGGUCGACGGCGCCGGCGUCGUCGACGAACGCCACCGAGUGCGGGUUGCCCAUCGACACGGCCGUGACGCGGUACUCGCGCCCGGCGGCCUCGAGCGGCGCGUCCACGACGCGCGCGCCGUCCGUGGGGGCGAGCGCGCAGGGCACGGCGGGGCCGUCCAGGACCGGCUCGCCCAUGUCGACGGUGAUGCGGCCGUCCGGCAGCACGAGCGGCACGAUGGGGCCCGCGCCCGUGGCGAUGGUGAAGGCCUCGCCGCGCCCCCGCGGCGCGCCCGCCGCCCCGAGCUCGCCGAGGUACGCGGCGAGGCAGCGGAUCCCGUUGCCGCACAUCUCGGGCUCGGAGCCGUCCGAGUUGUAGAUCGUCAUGCGGAAGUCGUGCGCCGCGUCGCCGGGCAUGACGAAGAUGACGCCGUCCGCGCCCACGCCGAAGUGGCGGUCGCAGAGCCGCUGCGCCUGCGCCGGCGUCGCCUUCGGCGCCGCGGCGUCGCGGUUGUCGACGAGCAGGAAGUCGUUGCCCAGGCCCUGGUACUUGGAGAACUCGAGCGAGGCCGCGCGCAGCGCCACGCGCCCGGGCCUCCGCCGCGCGGGCGCGACCAGCGCGUCGCAGGCGCUCGCGAGGAGGAGGGCGAGCAGCAUCCUUAGUUGCAUUUUGCGAGCCGUUUGCAGUGUUGAUCCGCAAAAGAGUGCUUUCGCCGCAAAACAAACGCUUAAGCGGCAAGCCCACGUGUACGCGUGAUCACGCG
Molecule: messenger RNA, 1169 nt
Organism: Pelagomonas calceolata
Lineage: Eukaryota; Pelagophyceae; Pelagomonadales; Pelagomonadaceae
Source: the annotation of a GenBank genome assembly